GACAGAGGCUUUAUUUAGAAUGAAGAAUUGGGCUGCUCCUCUCAUAGCUUCAGGGCUGUUUGCAUUUUUGUCACCAGGGUUGGUGUUUCAAAUGCCUGGCAAGGAACGUCCCUUCGAAUUUAUGAACAUGAAGACCAGCGUGGCCUCCAUAUUCUUGCACGCUGUUAUCUACGGUUUGCUCAUCAUUCUGUUUCUUGUUAUUCUUGACAUUCACAUCUAUGCUUAGGAGGCAGCUGCCAUCUCAAUUGUCAUUUUGUCAAAGAAAAGAAAAGCUGUGGUUUUUAGGAUUCUAGCAGACCAACUUAGUGCUUUUCGUGAAAGAAGGAUUUAGUUAUGUUGUUUUACUCUUUUCAUUUACUACCACUGGUGCUGUUGUGCUACUUCUACUUGUAUAUAUUAUUACCUUCAUGAAUUCUCCUUUGUGCAAUGAAAAAAACUAUAAUUGAUG
Molecule: messenger RNA, 448 nt
Organism: Prunus persica (peach)
Lineage: Eukaryota; Viridiplantae; Streptophyta; Magnoliopsida; Rosales; Rosaceae
Exons: 1
Coding region: 20-226 (68 amino acids)
Source: RefSeq, a predicted model, not a curated record